AUGGAAACUUCGAACAUUGCGGAAGUGGUGACUUGGUCUACGGCAGGGGGGGUGCAGAUCAAAGAAUUCGAACAUCAAGUUGCUUGGCGUUGCAAGCGCCCAGGAAAGUGGCUUUGUUGUUUCAUUGACCUGAACAGCGCUUCGAUUCUUACCGCCACAAGCCUUUUCUCGCCACAUCACCAACCGCUAGUGGCUCAGCCCACCAGACCUUCCAAAUUGCGACUUCGGCCCAGUCCGAUCAAUGUCGAGACUGUCGCCUCCAAGUCAGAUAAAGAAUUUUGA
This is a messenger RNA of Colletotrichum lupini, 282 nucleotides long. RefSeq lists its product as uncharacterized. The record is from RefSeq and is a predicted model, not a curated record. The coding region runs from base 1 to 282 and encodes 93 amino acids. The transcript has 2 exons. NCBI's taxonomy places the organism in Eukaryota, Fungi, Ascomycota, Sordariomycetes, Glomerellales, Glomerellaceae.